AUGCGAUUGUCCUCAAUUUUAUCACUUCGUCGAAUUGUAAACAGUGGUUUCCAUCCAUUUCAAGUAAUUCCAAAACCGGAUAUGUGGAGAAAACGAGAACAACUUCAACAAUUCACAGCGGUUUGUUUUUUCGAUUCAAAUUAAGUAACAUUUUAAUUGAAAUCAAAUAAUUUUCAGUGGCAAUAUGCAUCUGAACGAACCACAGUGAAAGGCGCUUAUCGAAAACAAGACAAACUUUUUCAUUAUUUGAAUAUGCAGCGGGAAGAUGAGAAAUUGACGGAGAAAUAUGUAAGUGCUUUGAAGUUUCGAUCCAAAAUAAAAAAUCAAAUUUUUAGCAUGCCGAACAACGAGUUUCUACUGCUUUAGCUGAACAUGAUAUGGAAUAUUCGAAAUUCAAAUCAAUUUUGUCAAAAUCGCACAUUUUGUUGGAUAAUAUUGUUUUGGCGCAACUUGCGAUUUAUGAGCCAAGGUCUUUUAAGGUUAGUUUUUUGGUUCUACCUAAAAUAUCACCAAAAUCUCAUGUUUUUAAUAAAACAUCUUUUGAGCUCUUGUUUUUCAGAAAUUUCAGUCAAAAACCCUUAAAAAUAGCAUCAAUUUUUCCGACAAAUUUCAUACUGACAAUUUCCACGUCAUAGUUCAAGUUCUAAGAAUAUUUUAUAAUGAGAGUUUCCUAACUGCCACGUCAUUUUCAGAGAUUAUUCUCAUUUCAUAUUUUCCAGAGUUUGGUAUCAUUCGCCAAAGAAUUGGCUCGACAAGAAGGAAUGAGUGUAAUACCAGAUGAUGCUGAAUUCUCCUACGAUGUUCAUGUUGACAAUUCGAUUCUUCGCGAUCCACUUCCACGAGCUGUUGAAUAUCCACGUGGUGCUGCUGAAAAUCACACAAAUAAACCAAGAAAACUUCGACCGGAUGAGUUUUAG
Molecule: messenger RNA, 917 nt
Organism: Caenorhabditis angaria
Lineage: Eukaryota; Metazoa; Nematoda; Chromadorea; Rhabditida; Rhabditidae
Source: the annotation of a GenBank genome assembly